AUGGAGAGAUGUUGUACGGCCGCAAAGAUUGAAAUCAGUAACAAGGGAGGCUGUCCACGUCCUCAAUUAAAUCAACCAAUAGGAGACAUUCGUUUUGCCACGUCAUCAGUAUUUGUCCUGAAGCUCGAGAAAGUCGGCGAAGGCACUUACGGGAAGGUUUACAGAUCCAGAGAGAAAGCUACCGGAAAGACGCGUCUCCAUGAAGACGAAGAAGGCGUUCUUUCCACCACUCUCCGCAAUAUCUCCAUCUUACGCAUGCUCGCUUGCGAUCCUCACAUCGUCAGGUUGAUGGAUGUUAAGCAAGGACUGAGCAAAGAUGGCAAAACUGUGCUCUACCUGGUGUUCGAGUACAUGGACACUGAUGUCAAGAAGUACAUCAGAAGUUUCCGUCAAACCGGAGACAACAUUCCUCCCCAAAUCGUCAAGAGCUUGAUGUACCAACUCUGCAAAGGAAUCGCAUUCUGCCAUGGCCACGGUGUGCUGCACAGAGAUCUUAAGCCUCACAAUCUCUUGAUGGAUCCCAAGACGAUGAGGCUCAAGAUUGCAGAUCUUGGUUUAGCCAGAGCCUUCACUCUCCCUAUGAAGAAGUAUACCCAUGAGUUAAUAAUCUCUGUUGAUCUGUUUGAGCUCAAUGUCAUUGUAUCUGGUUAUAAACUGGUUACCUCCAAGGCGAUUUUGAUCUGUUUUUUUUUUUCAAAUCUGUAGGUGGGUAUUGAAGGCUAGAAGCUCUAUAUUCACACGAGAAAGGAUAAAAGAAGGUUAAGUGGCAGAAAUUCUCAGGAAAAGCACCAGGACUUACCUGGUAUCAGGCAUACUUUGAUGCGCCGGGGUUUAGUAAUUUAAGUUUUCUUUUUCCAUCUGAAGAAGAUUCUUUAACGAAACAAGGAAAAUAAAUUAGUACGUAUUCCUCUUAGUAUCACUAGACAUGAAAAUAAAAGUUUUGUGCUCACUUCACCACCACAGGUUAGUUUAUAUCUAACUUAGCACCAACAUCUUAUGCUCAUUUGGUAUUCCUCUUACUAUCACUAGACAUUAUAGACUGCAUACUGGGAAAGUUAACACUGAAACAUCACAUGAGUGGUGCUAUAUCUCAUGUUCCAAGAGCUCCUGGAAACUGCAGCGUGGGCUUUCAUCUUUCGUGUGUGGAUCUUAUCAUGAUGAAAAAGCUGUUGGCAUUGUAAGUACCGGGUGGAGAUGGCAGUAUCAGAUGCAUCCGACUCUGCUCUGUUUGUGGCUUUCGAUGCUGAGAUGAACAAGCUGAUCAAUGUUCCUGCUGCAUGAGUGUCUCAAGACAUGCAUGGAGGAUGCACAUAACAUUGCCUUCCCACAGUGCCUCAGAGACAUACUGGGGAGGGCCUUAACAUUCCAGCAGAAACUUUCAAGGUUUAAUUUCUCAUCAAAGCAUCAGUCAUUCACCUUAACCAGAGCUUCCCCUUCCAGAUUUUGCAGAGCAGGGAGGUGAUGAAAACACCGGCAAUGAUGUUCCAGGAGCUAUAUAUAGAGAUACUUCUGAAGCUCUUUAAAGAGGUGCUCCAGUCAACAACGGCGGACCCAUUACUCAUGUCAUGGUGGAAGGCAAGAAACAGCCUCUAAACCUACCAAAAACCAUGUUCGCAAUGGUUAAGCUUCAGAUUACUGGAGCCUAAUGGAAUGUUGCAGACUUCCAAAGCUGCUUUUUGUCGUUUUCUUAGAAAAAAUCCUUAAUAAAUGUGUACUUGAGCUAUUUGGCUAUGUAUUUCAGAUGACUUAGAAAAGAGCCUCCUUCAAUUAUUUAUGUGUACUUGAGCUAUUUGGCUAUGUAUUUCAAAUGACUUAUAAAAUAGACUCCUUCAACUAA
This is a messenger RNA of Brassica napus (rape), 1837 nucleotides long. Its product is annotated as cyclin-dependent kinase B2-1-like. The record is from RefSeq and is a predicted model, not a curated record. Gene Ontology annotation, cellular component: cyclin-dependent protein kinase holoenzyme complex; cytoplasm; nucleus. The transcript has 8 exons. Gene Ontology annotation, biological process: protein phosphorylation; signal transduction; G1/S transition of mitotic cell cycle. NCBI's taxonomy places the organism in Eukaryota, Viridiplantae, Streptophyta, Magnoliopsida, Brassicales, Brassicaceae. Bases 1 to 705 code for a protein of 234 amino acids. Gene Ontology annotation, molecular function: cyclin-dependent protein serine/threonine kinase activity; ATP binding; cyclin binding.